CACCUUUUUGGAUACAGUUGGUUACGUAGCUAAAGUAGAAGGAGUUUCUAUGCAACCAACUUUGAAUCCAGAUGAGAGGAAUCCAGAUUAUGUUUUUUUGAAUCGUCGAGCAAUUCGCACCCAAGAUAUUCAACGCGGUGAAAUAGUAACUGUUAAAUCUCCAAAAACUCCAGAACAAAUUUUGAUUAAACGUGUUGUGGGACUUUCUGGAGAUAUAGUACGCACACAUGGGUAUAAAUCAGAUAUUUUUCAGGUACCAGAAGGUCAUUGUUGGGUAGAAGGAGAUCAUAUUGGACGAUCUAUGGAUUCUAAUACUUUUGGACCUGUUUCUCUUGGAUUAAUAACAGCAAAAGCUACUUCCAUAGUCUGGCCACCUAGCCGUUGGCAAUAUCUUUAUCCUUCCAUGUCAAAUCACAAUUUUCCAUUAAAUUCACCAAGAAUACCAAGAUAAAAUUUGUUAUAGAAAAAAAAUGAGGGCUGUUAGUUUUGUCAAAAGAUUGCAAUGGGAUUUACCUGGUACUGUGUGUAGACAUGGAUUAACAAUAGGAGAUGUUGAUAAUGAUGGUGAUAAUGAAUUAGUUGUUGGUACUGCAGAAGGAGAACUUUAUAUUUUUAAAGGCUCAGAAUUAUGGCAAAAAAUACCUGGAUUAGGUCUUAUUACUAGUGUAGCAAUAGGAGAUAUCUUUAAUUAUGGACGAAAUGCAUUAGUUGUAAUAUGUGGAGAUGGUUGGGCACAUAUUUUUUAUAGUCCAAGAUCUGUUAAUCCUAAUAUUGUUAAUAUAAGUUCUACUCAAUUAAAUAAGGAAAUAAUUGAUCAAGAUAACAUGAAACAUAGUCAUGCAAGUGUGGAUGUUAUAACAAGUGUUAAUAUGACAAGUUCCUCAAGUUUAGAUCAAAUAGAUGGUAACAACGAAUUAAAUGAAUUGUCUGGUAAAAUGGAGUGUGUGCAUGUACAAAGAAUUCCAACCAACACAAAGAUGAUUUUAAUAGCAGAUGUUGAUAAAGAUGGUGCAAAUGAGAUGAUACUUGCUUUGACUGAUCGUGUAGUUAGAUCUUAUAGAUGGUCAAGUAAUUUAGAAUUAGGAAGAGGAAAAUUAGUUGGAUUGAACAAAUGGGAAUGUGCAAAUCAAAUAGGAACUGUCACAUUACAGCAUAUGGCGGAUGGAACACCAACUUUAUUAGUUGCUCAACCUGGUGGAACAUUCAUGCGAAUUAAAUGUAAUCCAGAAGAUUGUCAUUUAGAAGAUGAAACUGAUCAUAAAAGUAAUGAAACAGAAGCAAGCUGUGUAGAUUAUCAAACAUUGGGAAUAUCAAGAAUGCGCAAUCAAAAUAUUUCGACAGAAAUCAUCGGAGAUUUGGAAUGUAUAGUAGAGAAUAAGGUGUCAAGUUACGAAUUCAAAGAAUCAUGUAAAUCGAAUGUUUUAAAUGAAAUUCAACAUAGUAAAAAUUUAAAAUCUGUCUCGUUAGAAUCUAAGAAAAAUAAUUCACAAUUAGAAACAAGAAAAAGUACUAUGGAAGGGCAUAGAAAAAAUUCAACGAUAGACAAUUCAAAAAUGAUAAAAAUUUCUGGAACUUCUGAUCUUUCUAAUCGGGAUCAAGUUGACGGUAAUGUUUUGGGAGGCAACGUAAUUCUUGGUGAUUACGAUAUUAAGACGGAAAAAGAUUCUUUAUUACCUACAUAUAAGCAUUUUUCAUGUCGAGAUAAUAGCAAUAAUUAUAAUAAAGAAGAUUUAAAAGGAAAGAAUAAAAUCGAAACUGAUGCGAAUAUACAAAAUAAUUCUUUUCAAGGGAAACCUUAUGCUCUUGCUACUUUAGAUGGGACAAUAAUGUUGGUUAAGGAUGAAGUCAUUUUAUGGUCGAUGCAAGUAGAUCAUCAGAUAUUCUCUUUAUGUCGAUUAGAUGUAACUGGCGAUGGUUCUGAUGAGAUAGUAGCUUGCGGAUGGGAUGGACAAACUUAUAUUUUAGAUCAACAACGUAAUAGUGUACGUUUUCAAUUUGAAGAACCAAUUAGAGCAUUUUGUACUGGUAAUUAUAAUGUUACUCCCGGAUUUCCGACACCUUGCCUUGUAUAUAACAGUUUUAAUAAUAAGAUAUUUCUUUAUUAUGACGUUACACUUCCAAGUAUGGUUACUAAGCCUUUAAAUCCCAUAGAGAAGCUUGAUUUUGAAGAAAAGGAAAUUUUAGACAAUCUUCUAGGAAACUGUAGUGAUAUGGAGAAACAACAAAAGAUGCGAGAGUUAACAGAAUGGUUAUUAUACGGUAUAUCUUAAAAGAUUUGAUGCUGUAAAUUAUAUAAAGAAUUAUAUAAAGAAAAAUAUAUAUGUAAAUUCUUAUA
This is a messenger RNA of Apis dorsata (giant honeybee), 2335 nucleotides long. RefSeq names its product KICSTOR complex protein ITFG2-like. Gene Ontology annotation, cellular component: KICSTOR complex. Gene Ontology annotation, biological process: regulation of TOR signaling. Lineage: Eukaryota; Metazoa; Arthropoda; Insecta; Hymenoptera; Apidae. The record is from RefSeq and is a predicted model, not a curated record. The transcript is spliced from 7 exons. The coding region runs from base 471 to 2270 and encodes 599 amino acids.